GCACCAUGGCAACCAUCACCGUGGUGUCACGCUGUGAUGUCACUGCUCCGCACCACGGGCAUCACAGUGACGUGCCAGGAUACCCCACUCGUACCCACAGUCAGCGGGCACCAGUUGGCCUGGGCUUGCUGACUGGCAGGACAAGACCCGGCUCUCCAAGGCGAGGGCCAGAGACAGAAGCUUCGGUCCAGCUGGGACAGAAAAAUGGAAAGCGAAUUCUCAUCCCUCUGCUUUCCAGAGAAGCUGUGGAAAAUAAUGGAAAGUGACCAGUUUCAGUCCAUGUGGUGGAGUGAGAGCAGAAAAUGUGUGGCCAUCAACGAAGAGCUCUUCAAAGAGGAGGUGCUGGGCAGGGCAGGACCUCAACGUGUUUUUGGCAUGCAGAAGAUGAAGAGUUUCCUGCGGCAGCUGAACUAUUGCGGAUUCACCAAAAUGCCGCGGGAUCACCAAAGAUCUGCCUCCCUGCCCGAGUUCCUGGCAGAAGAAGCAGCGGCUUCUGCUCACAGCAAGAUACUCCACUACUAUAAUCCCAUCUUUAACAGAGACCAUCCCCGCCUGCUGGAACAGCGCAAGAGGAGAGGUGGCCGCAAACGGAGAGCCCCGGAGGCACCAGAGGUGGAAGAACAUCACCCGGCCAGCAGCCCAGACGGUCAGCCUGCAGGGGAUAUGCCAGCAUCUCCACCCGCGCUGACCGUACCCACCAAGCGACGGGCUGAAUCACCUCCCAGCCUCGGCAGUGCCCGUCCAUCUCCAGAGGCAGCUGCUCCCACCCCUCCAGAGCCUGCCGGAGCAGCAAACAGCGUGGGGCUCACCCCUCUGGGCCUCUUCCUCCUGCUGUCACCCAGCAGCCAAACCCCGGGUGGCCUCCAGGGUGCUGCUCCCGCUCCUCCGCUGAUUGCAGUGCCCGUGCUGGGAGUAGCCGCAGCUCUGGAGAAGCCACCCCAGAGCCAAAGCCCAGCAGUCCCCCACUGCCCCACCUGCACCUGCAGCCCCAGCCCUGCUGCCAUUGUGCCUCAGCAUGACACAUCCUAGAGAGUGCAUGGACAGCUGGCAGCAGGGCAUUUUGUUAAUAGUGUUGAUAAUAGAUAAAGUUUAAUACAGUUAGUAAGAAAAUGAGCCUAGUAGAGUUGAUAAUAAACCUUUGGAACAAU
Molecule: messenger RNA, 1148 nt
Organism: Athene cunicularia (burrowing owl)
Lineage: Eukaryota; Metazoa; Chordata; Aves; Strigiformes; Strigidae
Product: heat shock transcription factor, X-linked-like
Exons: 2
Coding region: 205-1029 (274 amino acids)
Biological process (GO): regulation of DNA-templated transcription
Molecular function (GO): sequence-specific DNA binding; DNA-binding transcription factor activity
Source: RefSeq, a predicted model, not a curated record